Molecule: messenger RNA, 5493 nt
Organism: Petromyzon marinus (sea lamprey)
Lineage: Eukaryota; Metazoa; Chordata; Hyperoartia; Petromyzontiformes; Petromyzontidae
Source: RefSeq, a predicted model, not a curated record
GUCUUCUCUGCAGAAACCCAGGUCCCCUCUGUAGGGGCCCAGGACCCCUCUGUAGGGGCCCGUUGCUCAUCGGCAAGGGCCCAGGAACUAUCUCUAGGAAACCAGAACCCCACUGCAGGGACCCAGGAACUAUCUCCAGCGUUCCAGGAGCUAUCUGCAAGGACUCAGGAGCUCUCUGCAGGGGCCCAGGACAUCUCUGCAGGGACUCAGGACCCCUCUACAGGGGCCCAGGACCCCUCUACAGGGGCCCAGGACCUCUCUACAGGGGCCCAGGACACCUCUACAGGGGCCCAGAACCCCUCUACAGGGGCCCAGGACCUCUCUACAGGGGCCCAGGACACCUCUACAGGGGCCCAGAACCCCUCUACAGGGGCCAGGACCUCCCUACAGAGGCCCAGGAUCUCUCUACAGGGGCCCAGUACCCCUAUACAGGGACUCAGAACCCCUCUACAGGGGCCCAGGACCUCUCUACAGGGGCCCAGGACACCUCUACAGGGGCCCAGGACACCUCUACAGAGGCCCAGGACCUCUCUACAGGGGCCCAGGUCCCCUCUACAGGGGCCCAGGACCCCUCUACAGGGGCCCAGGACCCCUUUACAGGGACUCAGGAACCCCUCUACAGGGACUCAAGACACCUCUACAGGGACUCAGGACCCCUCUACAAGGACUCAUCACCCCUCUACAGGGACUCAAGACACCUCUACAGGGACUCAGAACCCCUCUACAGGGGCCCAGGACCCCUCUACAGGGACUCAAGACACCUCUACAGGGACUCAGGACCCCGAAGACCAUGCGUCCCCACGGCGAGACCCACUCCUCCUCGCCCGCGGAACCUCUCAUCCCGGCGCGGCUCCACUGAGGGAGACAAAGGGGGCAGCGGAGAGGGGACCUGGUCUGGAGAGGUGUGGGGCAUGGGCAGGCGGGGCAUGGCCGUGCUGCCCCGGGGCAGCCUCGCCUGCCCUUUCAAGAAGCUGCGGAAGCGCGCACGGGCACUGCUGCUGCUCCUGCUGCUGGGGCUCGCAGCAGCGGGAGCGAUAGCCACGUGGGCUGCGGCGUGCGCCGAGGAGACGAGAGGAGCAGGAAGAGGAGGAGAGGAGGAGGAGGAGGAGGGCGCGAGAGGGACAGGGGUCGGGAGGUCAGAGAGCGUGCGGGGCAGAGUGCGAGACGAGACGAGACCCGGCGGUCCAGUCUCUCACCUCUCCUCCCCAGACCGGCGGCCGUCCGUACCUCCACCGGGGGCCCACAGCAGGGUGGACCUGGCCGCGAUGCUCGCGUCCCGAGGCCCCGCGCCGCGCCGUGAGGAGGCAAACGGCGGAGUCGCCGCGCCCUGGUCCCCUGACUUGUUGGGUCGUGCCAACAUGCACGUGUACGAGGAUUGGUGCGGCGCAUCUGUGGCUCAACUGCGAAAGAAUGUACACUUCCCUCUCUACCCGCACUCUCGCAGCGUGAUCAGCAAGCUGGCCGUGUCUCCCCGCUGGGUCAACUACGGUCUCAGAAUCUUCGGCUACGUCGUCCCUACUGCCACAGGCCUCUACCAGUUCGCCGUCACGUCGGACGACAACAGCGAGCUCUGGCUCAGCCGGGACGCGGCGCCGGCCAACGCCACACUCGUCGCCUCCGUGGGUCCGACCGGCCGCGAGUGGACAGCGCCGGGAGAAUUCCGAAAAUUUAGCUCGCAGAUCUCCAGACCAACCCGGCUGGUGUCGUCACAACGCUACUUCUUCGAGCUCCUCCACAAACAGGACGACAAGGGGACUGACCACGUCAUGGUGGCCUGGAGUCGCCUCGGUGCUCGCGGGCGGUUCCGCGUCGUCGACUCACGCCACCUGUCCCUCUACGCAGACGAGAGGGGCCUGGGCAUGGACGAGACGGGUCACGUGCCCCUGACCCCGGGGGGGUUAGGGGGGCCCCCACCCCGGGGGGGGACGAGCCCCUCCCCCAAACACCCCGCCGCCAUGCUGGCGUACAGCCCGCAGGACACCUUCUUCACGGUGCCCCUGCUGGAUGAGCGCUGGCUGGCUGGCGGGCUGCCUGGCUGUGCCUACAAGCCGACCUACACCAUCCGAGGCCAUCCGCUCCUGCGCUACCAGGGCCUCCAGUUCGUGUACCUCUCCUACGUCUACCCCAACGACUUCACGCGCCUCGCGCACAUGGAGAGCGAGAACGCGUGCGUCUACGAGCAGCGCGCCCUGGGUGGGGGGGCGGCGGCCGGGGGGAGCCCCCAUGGGGUGGACUUUAGCCGCUACAUGAAGGUGGACGCUGCCGAGGCCGGAGGGCAGGAGAACGCAGCCACUCAGUUGCCACGACCCCCAGACGCGGAGAGGCGAGCGGUCACGGGGAGGGUCACGGAGAGGGUCACGGGGAGGGUCACGGAGAGGGUCACGGGGAGGGUCACGGAGAGGGUCACGGAGAGGGUCACGGAGAAGGUCACGGAGAGGGUCACGAGGAGGACCGCAGCGGUGGUGGGGAGCGAUCGUGGGUGCGUCGGCCCCGCGAGUUGGGACCGCUCCGCGCGAGCUGCACGAACGGGUAGCCGAGCCCAGGAGGCACCCACGGCCGACGCGAGGCCCUCGGGGUCGCGGCCUCCGCGUGGCUGCGGGGCGCAGGGGCCGCGGACCUCCGUCUCUCCGGGGGCGCCCGGGACGAACGGCAGCAGCGGCGGCGUUGGCGUCCGGCGCGACGAGGAGUCGGCGUCUGCCGGCGGAGCGACGAGGAGACCUCGCCGCGACUCGAACCCCGACCCCGAGGCGGGGGACGCUCGCGGCUGGCUCCGGCGGUCCGGCCGCGACUCCCGCGAGAGUCGGGAGCACUCCAGCCGCUCCCUCCUCGUCCUCGAGGGCUUCGGCCCCGAGCCAAACAUCUCGGAGCGUCGGGGCGACCUCGACCGAACCGGGACACGAACCGGGACUUCGCUCCUCCUCGGCGGCGGUGGCGGCGGCCGCCUGGCAGGGGGAGGGGCCGCGCGCCCCCCGAUCGAACCCCCGCCGCCCUCCCGCACCCCGGCGGUGACGGCCGCCGAAAGCCGGGGCCCGGGUCCGGGACGCGCGGGGCCGGGGCCCUCGUCCGCGGGGCCCCCCGAGAGGCCGGGCCGCGGGGAGGCGGCGCUGGACUGGGGCCGCACGUUCGCCGCGCGAGGCCGCGUGGAUGUGGAGCGGGCGAGGUCGGACCGCAUCGACCUGCGGUGCAACGUGGCCGGCAACGCGCUGGCGCCGGCGCGCGAGGCGCUGGCGGUGGCGCGCAGAUUCGUGCAGCUGCUCAACGCCCGCGGAGCCCAGCGGCAACAAAGCUCCUCCAUCCUGCAUCAGAGACGCCUCAACCAGAUCAAGCGAGGCCGCAGACUCGACCCUGGGGGGGUGCCGUGCUCUGCUGCGACCCCCCCACUCCCCCCCCCCCUUCCCCCCCCCCCGUCGCGUUCCGUUCUAACGCCGCCUGCGUCCAUCAUCCCCGGCCCCGCGUUGCCGCGCAGCGCGCUGCGCCUGCGCCGGGCCGUGGCCGUGGAGAAGCGCCGUGACGGCGCCAGGGGCGGCCGCUACCUCCUGGAGCUGGAGGUGGAGGUCAAGGUCGGGGCCGAGGCCGGCUCCACCGAGGCCCCCGUGGCGCGCCUCUCGCAGUACGUGUACGCCACGUGGGCCCAAGGUCCCCUCCGCCGUCGCGGCAGAGGCGGCGGUCACGUCGACGGCGAGGACGACGAGGACGACGACGACGAGGAGGAAGACGAGGAGGAGGAGGAGGACUACCGCGGCGACGGGCGACUCCACGGCGGUGCGGAGGUUUACGAAGGCGCCGCCCGCAAUGACGACGACGACGACGCCGCCAACGACGGCGGAUACGACGAGGAGGACGAGGGGGACGAGGGGGACGAGGGGGACGGCGUGGACACGAGCAGCGACGUGGCGCUGCUCGUGCCGGCCUCCAGGGCGAGGGCCUUCCACCUGUGCAGGCCCCAGGGCUUCUCGUGGAGGCCCAACGUGAUGGUCCACUUCAUUGUGCCAGUGAAGAACCAAGCCCGCUGGGUGCGCCAGAUCAUCUGGGACCUCGAGGAACUGUCCAGGGUGACCGGUGAUCGGCGCUUCUCGCUGAUCAUCGCCGACUACGACAGCGGCGACAUGGACAUCGAGAGGGCCCUGAGAGCGAGCUCCCUGCCCAGUCAUCAGUACGUGAGGCUCCAAGGGAACUUCGAGCGGUCGGCCGCUCUGCAGGCCGGGGCUGACCUCGUCAAGGAUGCGCACAGCGUGGUGUUCCUGUGCGACCUCCAUCUGCACUUCCCGUGGGGAGUGGUGGACGCAGUGAGGAGGCACUGUGUGGAGGGCCGCAUGGCCUUCGCCCCCAUGCUCAUGCGGCUCAGCUGCGGCAGCCUUCCCACGGAGCCCGACGGCUACUGGGAGGUGAACGGCUUCGGCCUUCUCGGGAUCUACAAGUCAGACUUCGACCGCGUCGGGGGGAUGAACACCCAGGAGUUCCGGGACCGCUGGGGCGGGGAGGACUGGGAGCUGCUGGACCGGGUGCUGUCCGCCGGCCUGGAGGUGGAGCGCCUGCGAUUGCGCAACUUCUACCACCACCACCACUCGCACCGCGGCAUGUGGCACCGCAACGGGGCCGCGCCGCACGACCGCCACGGGGACUGACGGCCGCGCAGGUCGCGACGCGGUCGCCAAAUCCGGGCUCAUCGCAGUGGUGCGGGCGAGGCUGGGGCGGGAGAGGCUGGGGCGGGAGAGGCUGGGGCGGGAGAGGCUGUGGCAGGAGGCUGUGGCGGGAGAGGCUGGCGGAGGGCACCACCAACCCUCCCAUUCCCCCCAUCAGAAAAAUGUGUGGCCCGGAACCUGGGCACGCCCCUGGCCCGUGGGGCCUGGUGCAGUUGCACCGCCUACACACUCGAUAGCUAUGCCACUGGUUCAUGGGUGUGCGUGAAAGUCGCGUGUUUAUGUUUGUGUGACGAUUAUCUGAACCGCUCCUAGGCCUCCCUUAGGUGGACUCAGCUUCAAAUGAGUACCUGGUGCGGUGCGUAAACAUCGCCACUGGAGAGACAAAGGUGGCCGGGCGUGGUGCUGGCCACCCAAACCAUCGUGUGCCGUACUUGCUAAGAGCACUUGCCGCAAAAGUCUGUUAAGACUACAUGGGGGAUGAUCUGUGUUGCACAGGGUGUAGUGGGGGAGUGGCGGUACAUUGGUUAGUGCCAUGCGCUACGAUCCUGACAGAUUUGGUGUGAUUCUCGACCACGGCAAACAUCAGAGGCGAGUGAUAUCUUAAUUCCUGCGCCUCCCCAAGGUCGACUUAAGCCUUAAAUGAGUACCUGCUCUGGUGUAUUAACAUCAGCGCUAGGGAGACAAAGGCGGCCGGGCGUGAUGCCGUGUCAGCAUUAACAGGCACUCGCAAACAAACACUUGCCCUAACAGUCUGUAAGGCUAUACGGGGGGGGAUCUUUGUCUGUGUUGACGACAGUGAUGAUGAUUACAUUUCUAUGAUAAUUAAAUUUAAUUACAAUUAACGAGAAGA